Messenger RNA from Tinamus guttatus (white-throated tinamou), 1767 nucleotides. The record is from RefSeq and is a predicted model, not a curated record. NCBI's taxonomy places the organism in Eukaryota, Metazoa, Chordata, Aves, Tinamiformes, Tinamidae.
AUGGCCGCCCGGCAGCCCAGCAAGCAGCUCUGGUUCGCCCACCGCUUCCUCAGUGCCGUGGGGCUGGUGAAGCGGGUGGAAUGGCGGGCGCUGGGGCACUUCCCCGACGGCCCGCGCUUCCGCCACGCCGUAGCCGUCAUCGGCAACGCGCUCUACAUCCUGGGUGGGAAGCACUACUACGGGGCCCGGGACACCCUGGCCAGUGUCUACAGGUAUCGGCCCAUGGAGGACUCCUGGGAGCGCUUGGCCAGCAUGGCCUGUGGCAGGAGCUACUUUGCAGCCGCGGGACUCGGGGGGUUCAUCUACGCCCUGGGGGGCAGCUCGGAUCAGCUCUACUGCACGGACUCGGUGGAGCGCUACGACCUGGCCACCGACACCUGGAGGAGGUGCCAGCCCCUGCCCGUGGCUCUGUGCGGCCACGCGGCCUGCGCCCUCGACGGGGCCCUCUACAAAUACUACCCGCCGGACUUCGAUCCCGCGAAGAUCCCGAAGCUCAAGCUCCCGAAGGACCGGCAGUAUGUGGUGCGGCUCAUGGCUCCCUUCAACAUGCGGUGCAAGACGUGUGGGGAAUACAUCUAUAAGGGGAAGAAGUUCAAUGCCCGCAAGGAGACCGUGCAGAACGAGGUGUACCUGGGGCUGCCCAUCUUCCGCUUCUACAUCAAGUGCACGCGUUGCUUGGCGGAGAUCACCUUCAAGACAGAUCCUGAGAACACGGAUUACACCAUGGAGCACGGGGCCACUCGCAACUUCCAAGCGGAGAAGCUCCUGGAGGAAGAGGAGAAGAGAAUGCAGAAGGAGAGGGAGGAUGAAGAGCUGAACAACCCCAUGAAGGUCCUGGAGAAUCGAACCAAGGACUCCAAGUUGGAGAUGGAGGUUCUGGAGAACCUGCAGGAGCUGAAGGAGCUCAACCAGCGCCAGGCGAACGUGGACUUCGAGGCCAUGCUGAAGCAGUACAAGGAGUACGAGGAGGAGCAGAAGCGCAAGGAGCAAGAGGAGGAUGAGCAAGAGAUGAAAGCGAUGCUGGAGCAGGCCCAGAGCCGGCGGCUGCUGCUCGACGCCGACGCUGCCCAGGAGCCGGUCACCGUCCACGCCAAAACGAAACCCACGGUCAUCCUGCAGGAGGAGCCCCAGCCCCAGGCUAAGAAGCCGAAGACGGAGAGCUGGGAGCGGAGCGUGGGCGGGUUGAGCAGCAAGGCCCAGCUCGCCGGGCUGGUCACCGUGAAGAAGCCCAAGCCAGGUGCCACUGUGGCCAACGGGACGGGGACACAAGGUGCCACGGCCAGCACAGGCUCGUGUCCCCCAGCCCCGGGCGCCACGUCCUCCCUCGGCUUGUUGGGGACGUACUCGGACAGCGAGGACAGCGCGAGCGCGGACACCGGCCGGCUGCAGUCGCGGUGUCGUCGCGCAGGGACGCGGCCGUCGCCCGCGGGGGACACUGCGCUGCCCGGACCCGGCACCACGUGGUACCACGGCGCCAUCGGGCGCGCGGGCGCCGAGACGCUGCUGGCCCUGUGCCGCGAGGGCAGCUUCCUCGUGCGGGACUGCGAGACCAGCCCCGAGGACUAUUCGCUCUCGCUGAGGAGCAGCCAGGGCUUCGUGCACGUGAAGCUGACGCGCACGCGGGACCGGCUCUUCGUGCUGGGCCGCGCGGGCGCCGCCUUCCCCUCGGUGCCCGCCGCCGUGCGGCACUACUCGGCGCGGGCGCUGCCCGUGCGCGGCGCCCGCCACCUCUCCCUGCUCUACCCGGUGGCCGCGCAAACCCUGUGA